Molecule: messenger RNA, 372 nt
Organism: Aspergillus luchuensis
Lineage: Eukaryota; Fungi; Ascomycota; Eurotiomycetes; Eurotiales; Aspergillaceae
Product: MICOS complex subunit Mic12 family protein
Exons: 2
Coding region: 1-372 (123 amino acids)
Biological process (GO): cristae formation
Cellular component (GO): mitochondrial crista junction; MICOS complex
Source: RefSeq, a predicted model, not a curated record
AUGGGCUUCUUCGCUGGCUUCUUCAGCGGCUUCGCCCUCACCACCUCCGUCCUGUACAUCUCCCUCCAAGUACACAAAGCCAAUCGCCUGGAACAGCGCAAUGCCAUUCGCGAACAAACCCGCGCUCUGAACUGGUUGGCCUCAUCGGCAGGCGCAUACGAUCGUCGCUUAUUGCCUCAAGAGACUCAGAAGCGUCCGGGUGAGGAAGAAGACCGGAAGACGAAACCCGUCUUGAAGGACUUCUUGAAACAUCGCUGGAACCAAGAGGUGGAGACGUUGGCGAGGAAGGCGUAUGAGAGUCGGUGGGAGGAUGCGCGGGAUACGGCUGUGGAGGGGUGGAAGACGGUGGUACGGUUGGUGAAGAAGGAGUAA